Messenger RNA from Stereum hirsutum FP-91666 SS1, 1450 nucleotides. Its product is annotated as leucine carboxyl methyltransferase. Gene Ontology annotation, biological process: C-terminal protein methylation. The record is from RefSeq and is a predicted model, not a curated record. Lineage: Eukaryota; Fungi; Basidiomycota; Agaricomycetes; Russulales; Stereaceae. Gene Ontology annotation, molecular function: protein C-terminal leucine carboxyl O-methyltransferase activity. The coding region runs from base 265 to 1386 and encodes 373 amino acids. The transcript has 5 exons.
UCGCAUCGGACCACUCACUUCUUCUCAUCUCGCUCUGCAACACUGUAUUUUUCCUUGGGCUUUGACCUGAGUGAGAGGCGCCGGUGCAAGUUUUUUUGGGUGGCGAAUUGCAAAGCACCGACGUCAUGGAAGGCAUGAGGCAAACGCACUUCCCUGACUGACGUUCUUAGAUUGGGACAGCCAACUCGGAACCUUCGCCACACAUUCUGGACGAAUUGUAUCUACCUCCAUCUGACCACAAGGAGCUAGACAUCGACAGUUAUCAUGCUACCUACAGGUCCUCCAACUUUAGCUUUUCCUAGUCGUCGUGCACCCAUGGACAAGGCAGAAGCCACAGAUGCCGACGCCCCCGUCCGUGCCACAGACAACGAUGCCGCUUUGGCUCGCCUCUCAGCUGUUCAAAAACACUAUCUCGCUGAUCCGUACAUCUCGGCUCUCGUCCCCAGGGCACACUUCCAACAGCCUCGCCCGCCACUGAUCAACAUCGGGACGUAUCUCAGGGCACAGGGCAUAGAUGAGCUGGUGGAGAACUGGAUGAAGACAGCUGGGGAGAUGGAGGACACUGACGAGGAGAAGAAGGUGCAGAUCGUCAGCUUGGGGGCUGGCAGCGAUACGAGGUUCUGGAGGCUUGCGGCAGGACCGCAUGCAGCUCAAGUAGCAAAAUAUGUCGAACUUGACCUCCCAGAGAACACGUCUAAAAAGGCGAUGGCAGUGCGAAAGAACAACGCCAUGAAUUCGCUGCUAGGGCAAGACGUCAAAAUUGAGGGUGGGGGCACAACGCUUCGCUCACAAGUCUAUAAUCUCCUCCCCAUCGAUCUUCGCCAUCCACCUUCCACCACCCUCGCCACAGUCCUUCCGACAUUACUCUCUCCAACACUCCCAACUCUGCUUCUCUUCGAAUGUGUGCUUGUAUACCUUACUCCUGCCACCUCGGAUGCCCUCCUCCGCUGGUUUGUCGACUACUUCACCGCGCCGUCCAAUGUGGAGCAGAGGACGGGGGUCCUUGGGGCCGUUGUUUAUGAGAUGUUUGGACUCGGAGAUUCGUUCGGACGUGUCAUGUUGAACAACCUCAAGGCCCGCAAUGUUUUGCUUCCAGGAGCGGAGCCGUAUCCCGAUGUUGCAUCGCUCCCGCAGCGCUUCCUACGACUGAAUUUCACUUCUGCUCGAGCGUUAACGCUACGCCACAUUCGGCAUUCAUACAUAUCUAAAUCUGAGCUUGAGCGACUUACCACCCUCGAAAUGUUGGAUGAGAUAGAGGAGCUCGAUCUUGUGUUGGAGCAUUAUGCCAUUACUUGGGGUGUAUAUAUCCCGCCAGGACAUUCGGAACAGACGAAGACUGGAUGGGUGGAAUGGGGACUGAAACAGAAGGUGAGGUCGCGAGCAUGAUGGAUGAACUGCAUGUUUAGGGAAGGUCGCCAAAUAAUACUGCAUCUGCAAUCGGUGUGUCAAC